This is a messenger RNA of Haliotis rufescens (red abalone), 7244 nucleotides long. RefSeq names its product eukaryotic translation initiation factor 4E-like. Bases 60 to 728 code for a protein of 222 amino acids. Gene Ontology annotation, biological process: translational initiation. Gene Ontology annotation, molecular function: translation initiation factor activity; RNA 7-methylguanosine cap binding. Gene Ontology annotation, cellular component: eukaryotic translation initiation factor 4F complex; cytoplasm. Lineage: Eukaryota; Metazoa; Mollusca; Gastropoda; Lepetellida; Haliotidae. The transcript has 7 exons. The record is from RefSeq and is a predicted model, not a curated record.
GCAAAAGUGUGAGAGCCUCGUUUUCGUAUGCCGGUAGUACCAUGUGACUGUAUUACAACAUGGCUUCCGAAAGAGACGAGUCGAGAGAGCAGGGGGCAACUUCCCAAUCUGAAGAUGGAGAGAAGGAUGGUGGCAUUGCAGUUGUGGAUGAUGCAGUUGCUUCUCCUGAGAUGCUAAUUAAGCAUCCUUUGCAGAACAGAUGGUCCUUGUGGUUUUUCAAGAAUGACAAGAAUAGAGAUUGGACAGAGAAUCAGCGUUGUAUCACCUCUUUUGAUACAGUGGAGGACUUUUGGGGGUUGUACAACCAUGUACAGAAAGCCAGCAAGUUGCCUCCGGGCUGUGACUAUUCCAUGUUUAAGGAAGGAAUACAGCCGGCAUGGGAAGAUUCUCGCAAUAAGAAUGGUGGCCGCUGGCUUAUUAGUCUCAACAAACAACAGAGACAUACAGAUCUUGAUAAUUUUUGGCUGGAAACGUUACUGUGUUUGAUCGGGGAGGCCUUUGAUGAACAAAGUGAUGAUGUAUGCGGAGCAGUGGUUAACAUUCGAGGCAAAGGGGACAAGUUAGCAUUAUGGACAGUUGAUGCAAAUAGAGCAGAAUCCAACACAAAAAUUGGAAAGAAAUUGAAAGAACGGCUUAAUAUACCUGCAAAGUUUCCAAUAGGUUUCCAGGCUCACCAAGAUACCAUAUCAAAAACAGGUUCGACUGCCAAGAAUCGUUUCACUGUCUAACAUUUGGCCUUGUAAAGUGACAAUGCUGGGCUGUGCAUAUUUGAAUGCAGGUGGUUCCAGUGCUAUGCUUGGCAGCAAGAAGUGUUCCCCAUCAAUGGAGUGAUGGCUACCCUGCCAACUUGCCUGUCUGCGCACCAACAUACCUGUGUGUCUGUGUCUGCCUGCCUGCCUACCACCAGCCUGCCGGCCCCUGUCAUUGGUUGUGGCAUCCCCUUGUGUACAGUACAUAUAAGGCAGAGAGACACAAACACAUGAUAGCUGCUUGCUCCUUGACACUUUAUAUUCAUGGAUUUAACAGUUGAAAACACUAAAGACAAAAGGACUAUCUACACUUCUGAAUGACCAAUAUGUGGACUACCUUAUUAUGUGUAGUUCCUCUUCGAUAAAGUUGUGUCCAAGACAAUUCUAAAAGAAAAAAAAAUAAUGUAUCAUAUUUUCAUACAUAUGUAAAAAAAAAUCAUGUCCAUGGUUCAAUAAUUCAUCAUCGUAAGUAAUGAUGGCCUCAGAGCUUUACAGCAUGGGUGUGUUUACAUUUCAACCACAUGGAGAUCUAUACUGUUCAUUUGUUAUUUAUAAAUACUAGUUCACAUUGUUAUAACCAUGUUUACUUUCCGUGGGUUGAAAUGGAAACAAGAGUAACCAUUGUCUUGCAAGUGUAAUCUCUCCUUUUCAAUAUGUUCCCUUUUGUUUGCGUUAAAUGCAGCUCACCUGAACAUGUAAUUACGCUCUUGUUUUAUUGUCUUUAUUUACCAAACGAAAUCAAGUUGCAUCAAAGGAACAGACCAUUUAUUAUGGUGGUGGUGAACUCGAGAGCAUGAGAGGAGGGUCUCCAUUGUGAUGAUAGUUGUAGGGAGAGUUUUGUGUAAAUAAAUGUGCUAUUUUGGGAGGGUCGAGAAAAAGGGCAGAUUUUUAUCUCAUCUUGGUCAAGCCAUGUGAGUUAAUUGAUGGCCUGUGUGUCCAUUGUAAAUAUCACCCCUCAGAACAACUGGACAAAUGAAGCUGAAACUUUGCUUACUAAUUUCUAUCAUUCUAUCAAUUUGCAGUUCAAGAGGUUCCAAUCUGAUUUGCAAAAUGGCUGCCUAUUGAAAAAGACAAACUUUAUGGACAUCACUUGGCCAUUGUUUUGAGAUUGAUAUUGUUUUGUUUAUGGUAGGGCUGAACCUAUUUUUUCAAUUUUUGAAUUUUAAACUUGAUUUGAAGUAAGAAAAUUGAAUGUUGUUCAUUCCUUUAGAUUCCCUAAAGAUGUAUUCUAUGCUCUCUUAAGUUCUUGACUCAUAAAGUAGACAUUUGGCACAUACAUUUCUAUCAAUAGUGAGAUGAAAUUUCUUUAAAAGUGGCAUAAUGGGGAUUCUUGGGCAGAUUACUAUGAUUGUAAUAAGAGCCAUCUAAUCAGUUGUUAACAGUACAGGACCUGGCUUAUUGUGUGUCCUAUUUGGAUGGCAUAGAUUGUUGCUCAUGCAGCCAACCACAAGAUUUUCUGGCCUGGACUAGGACUAUUUACAGGCAACAUUGACGUAACUGAAAUAUUAUAGACUUUCUCUUACUUAAAUAGUAUUUAGAAUUUUCAUAAGAAAUGUUUAAAAUUUGAAAACAUCUUCUAAAAAAUCUGCAAGAUUUUCAAAGUGCAAACCUUGUGUGAACGCUAAUGAUUAGUGCUUUUGAGUUUAUUAAGGCAUGAUGAUAGACAUAAAUCUGUCCACAACAAUAAUAUUUUGAAUAAAACCCAGAAAUUCCUGCUUCAUUCCAUGUUAUUAUCAAUUGGCUAUCCAUGUGGUUAUGUUUGUCAUUAACUUUUGCAAUUUCCAUAUCUCCUGAAAUUUCAAAGCCUGGAAAUGAAAAUCCAGUUGUGGGGUCUCCAAGUAGCUCACAGAAUUCCAGAAGCCAUGUUUUAAACAUGUUCAAGUACUCAUGACAGCCAUUAUGAAAAUGUCAUUUUUCCACAAUGUUCAGCCACUUCAAGGUUCUGAAUUUUAUAUUCUGUAAGAUUUGGGAAUAAAACUUAUAAAAACAAAUGAAUUGGUUCUUAGGCAAUGACGUUUGAAAAUAUAAUGCGGGUGGGCACUGGUAGUUUUUUGUUUGUUCAAACUGUAGUAUGUAAGCAAAUGAACAGUUGUGUACCAUCAACCUGGGAAAGGGUCUCCCUACAUAAACAAGCAUACAAAUUCCUAUUGCCGCCAUAAAGCAGUGCACAUGUGAAGGGAAGUAACUGUGUGGUAUAUUGGAUCACAUUCUUUUGAAGUAUUAGAAUUUUUUAAUUGUUUUUGAAAAUGGAAAUAAAAACGAAACUUGCGGCAGACUUUAUGGUGAAGCGGGCGGUGCCUGAGAACCAAGACUAUUAUUUAUUUUAGCCUAACGUAGCAUGUUUGAAAUAUUUCUUUUCACAACUUUGAUCUUUGACAGUUGUGCCAUACAGUCAUAAUGAACUUGUAGACCAACCGUUCAAUAUUUCUUAAUGAAUGCAAGUGCUUAGCCUUGUGCCUAAUUGUUGAAUUAACUUAUUGAAUUGUUUAUUGAAAAGCUCCAUUACUAUUCAAUUGAUUUGGAGGCAUAGAAGGCACCUAACAGAAGGGAGCAUUUUGCUCAUAACAUUUUCCACUGGUUGGUCUGGUCCUUCUGCUUGGAAGUUGCUGUAAUAUUGCUAGCAGCAGUGGUUGUCAACAAACAAGUUGUAGAGGCAUGGGACUUUCUGUUUUCUAUAUUUUCCCCAACCAGAAGUAAUAUCAUUGAAUGGGAGUGUUAUCAUCCAACUUGGAAGUGUGUGUAACAUUCUUUUGAAGAUAGUUGGAGGCAUAGGUCUUUAUGGUUUAAAGCUGUCUUGCAUUAGACGUGUGUCAAGAAUAUAUUUCAUAACAUAACAGGAAAAGUGUCUUUAGGCUCAUUGUGUUAGCAGAGGCAAGGUUGUUUAAUCCAGUAUGAGGUUGUGGUAUGCAUGCAUCAACAAACUGACAGAAAUGGCGUGACAUUGGAAAUUUGGGGUGGUUAUGUAUUAAUUCCUCUAGUUCUCCAUUACCCCUUCAUAAAAUAUUUGGGGCGGUCGGGUAGCCUAGUGGUUAAAGCGUUAACUCGUCAUGCCGAAGACCCGGGUUCGAUUCCCGACAUGGGUACAAUGUGUGAAGCCCAUUUCUGGUGUCCCCCGCCGUGAUAUUGCUGGAAUAUUGCUAAAAGCGGCGUAAAACCAUACUCACUCACUUAUAAAAUAUUUGGACAUCAAUAUUGACAGCAACUUAUUAACUUAAUAAAUCUCCAGGUGAGCUGCAGUGCAGUCACACUUUUUUUGUACCUGUUACAGUAUUGGUAAUCUUUGUGUCAUUUCAUUGUGAUGUCUACAAUUUGGCACCAUGUUUUGCUUUUUAUCACUUUUAGCAUAAAGCUGUGUUGCAACUUUCAAGCCUGAGGUUAGCCAACUACACAGACCAUUUUUAUUUGUCGGAUUCUCUCCCGUGACUCUGCUAAAGUUUGUUCGCUCCAAGCAAUGUUGGUACUAUCACAAGUCAAAUGAUAAUUUUUUUUAAAAUCAGUUUUGGCCUCCAUAUCAUGCAUGCUGAAAAUCUCUUUUGGUUUAUUUUAUAUAAUUUUUGCAAAGUACCUUCGUUAGGUACUUACAGCGAUGCUAAUGAUGCUUUCCUCUUCACAUGUUAUUAUUUAUCUGAAUCUAGUGAUGUUAACAAGAUAUGUUUCACUGUUAUUUGUAACUUGCAUGUAGAGUGUCUUAAAAUUGAUUCAUGUUUAUUAGAAAUGCUAAUUUUCCUUUCACUUUGAGGGAAGUUAUGUCAGAUGCAAUGAUCGUGUGUCUCACUAUACAUUGUUUCCUUAUUUCAUAAGACCCCACUGUUGUGUUCAGGUGAGCUCUCAUGCCGAUGUUGGCUCUAUUUCUGUGACCUUAAGUGGCCUCAUUCUAAAUAACUUUCAUAAAUGAUCUCUGCAAUAUAUGGCCUGAAAUUGGUAUUAUAAUAAAUUGUCCACUCCCCUUUUUUUAUAAACAUUCCUUAUGAGAUUGAUUUUAAGAUGAUUAAUGUGAUUAGGCCAGGUUCAUUUGAUUUUAGCUUACCUCAACUGAAGUUCAAGUGAGCUUUUCCCAGGAGCAUUGUCUGUCAUCUUCCCAUGCAUACAGUAAUUGUAAACAUUCAAUUUCUCUAUGAAGCUAAGGUAGAGAUGCCAACCAUUAUGAUUUCGGCCAAAUAGUUACAAUUUUGAGCCUAAAAAUAAGCCAUUCCUCCUUGAAACACAUUUUUUUUCAUUAAUUAUUUAAAUUUAUUACAUGCCCGUGUACACAUCGUUUAAUACCAAAGCACUUGCCUAUGUGCUGCGGGGAACAAGUUACACUGACAAAGCUCUCAACAUCUCUUGGCUUAUUCAACGACAUAGUAUGAGGAGAUGAUAGAUCACUGAGAGGAGCUUAUGCACACUCAAUGACCCCAGCAACCCCGUUGCUAGGCUGACAUCACAUGGCAUUGUUUCGCUGGAGGAUCUUGCAACAUAAUUCCACAGGUCAUAGAGUAUUGUGACGUGAUUGUAAACUUUGUGGUGCAGGUCUCGCUUUCACUCGUCAAUUACAAGAACUAUUCACCCGUUUCAUAAAAUUGGUAUUACACGGGAGCGCAUUUAGGAUUCUAUAUGCAUAAAAUAUCCAAGAGAGCAAAUUGUGAGAUGAAACAUUCUACAACAAGGUCAAUGUCCACUACUCAGAGAUACGAGGUCUCUGAUUAGUUAUUAUGCUAAAACACUCAAGUCAUGUUAUCGCUAGAUCUUUGUUGGUGCAGUUGGUAACUAAUUGCAAAUUGAUAACUUUAUUACUACAAAACUUAGAACACAUUAGAUAGUCUCAAAGGUGACACCCUUUCUAAGAAAGUUAACAUUAACAUUUUUGUUUGCCCCACUGAUUGCUCAAAAGCUUCAAUUAGGGUUGGCAUUUCUGCUAAGGUUCUACACUGAUGAUCCCAGAAUUAAAUAAUUCUCACCAAACUGAUUUUAAACAUGGUUUCCAAGGCAACCAUAUUGAAAUUGUCACGUUUACUGUAACAUUGAUAUUUCUUCAGGCAUCAUUUGAUGUGCAGUUAAAAAAUGUUGUAUGCAGAAUAAUGUUAGUUAUAUUAUUGUUAUCAACUAUGACCUUUACAUACCCCUGUAAAUCUAGUCUUACUGCAUUUGGACAUCUUUUUUUUAAACCAAAAUACCUUAUAUUGAGUAUACUCUGAAAAUGAAUAUUUGGCCAGAUACAAUUACUAAAUUCUCAAUGUGUAAUUCCAUGUACAUAUAGUUUGGAUGUCUUCAGGUGAACUAGUCUGUAGCUCUAUAUUUAGUACUGGAAUUGUUUCACUCUUCUGGGUUUUUUGUUUCCAUCGUGAACUUCGGAAGAUAUACAGAUGCAUGUGUAUGCUCCAGAAUCAGGAUUCAGGAUUUCUUUGAAUUUAAGGAAAAUAUUGGAAUUCAGACAUAUGUAAUUAAUUACCAGGGGGUAAAUGCAUGUUUGACAGGAUGUUAUUCAGAUUAUCACAUAGUCCUCUUCAUAAACAUCUUUUGUUUUGUAUGUUUUGCUAGUUGUCACAUCCUAACAUGUAGUUUCUUGUUGAAAGCAGAUAGCUGGUUUUUGGGUCGUUAUAUGUUGAGGUGUAAGCCAGUACAACUGAUCAACAGAAGUAACAUGAUCAGUUGCAGAAAGGCUGGGAAUGAGCUUCUACUUUAGUUAUUAUGGUUUCAAUCAAAUGUUGCAUUUAAUUAAUUUACAAAGAUGAAUAGAGAAUUGGAUGAAGGUGACUGUGGCAGAUUCAGUUAUUAUAGUUCACAUCUUUGAGCAGUAUUUCUUUUUGUUCUUCACACUGUCUUUGAAAAAGAAAUUGCCAUUAAAUGACUGAUACAUUAGAUAUGUAAUUACAUGUGGCCAGAGAUUUGUCAAAAACUGUGGUUUCUAAUUGAAGGCAUAUCAUCCGUGUCACGACAAUCAUUGUUGAAAAUUAUACAUUUCUUUUUUUUCUGAAUGGGGAUAAAUCAGCGCUGGAUUCAUUUAAAGUGUUUGGGGCAAUAGUUCACAGUGACAAGGGCAGAUUUACUUACUAGAAAAAAAUAAACUUGAAAUCUACUCUCUCUUUUUCCCUUUCAUUAGUGUGUAUGAGCUACGCAGUUGAACAUGGUACAAUGGAAUAGAAAUGGCUAAGGAGAAUGCUUUUACUGGUUCGUUUAUGGAUAAAACUUAAAAUUGCCACAGCAGCCACAUUGAAAAUAUCAUUCUUAGCUCACCUUGUUGACGGUUAAUUCAUGUGUUUUUCCUUGACAUCCAUUGUCUAUAGUGUGUCUCCAAAGAUACCACUGGACCAAAAAAGCUGAAACUUUACAUACCCCGGUAUUUGUUUCCGUCAGUGAUGACACCCGGAUCUAUUUAAAAGAUUCACAUCCAAUUUUCAAUAUGGCCACCACAGCAGCAGUUGUCCCAGCGACUGGAUGAUGACGUUGUUGAUUUCUCAGUAGCACUUCAUGAUCCUAACCAUCACCUCAUCUGAAUAAAAUGGGUUUUCUUUCAAA